AAGGCUCAAACGCUGCUUUCUCUUUGUUCUACAGUCGUGGAGAAAAAUGAAGCUCCGCAAAUUCUUGUACAGGAGAAAAAUGACAGUCCAGCUGCUCUGUCUUCACCGUCGUUUUCGAAAGAAGUACUAGAUGAGGGCUUAGACUUGGCGGACAAAGAGGAGGAACGUCGACGUCAACUUCUUAUUAAGAAUAAGCAAGCAAAUGCAAAGUCCACCUUUUAUACAACAGGAGCUUCUUGUUCUAAAAAAUAUCCACGACUACAACAACAAUCUGCCGUACUACAACCAGAAGCCGCAGUGCAACCACGUGAGAAGUUAAAGUAUCGCAAAUUGAAGCAAGCACCUUUGAGUCCCAACGGGUGGGAGAUUUAUGUGCCGGAAACGCAACAAUCAGCUUCACGUCCGGGUCCACAGCCACAUCGGACCCCUUUCGAAAACGAACAAAUCGGCGGUAGCUCAAGUUCCACCGCUAGAAGGCAGAAAACUUCGUCACCUUCGGUUAAGGCUACUAAUGAUCAAUGGGUGGAUGCCUCAUCUCACUCCAUCAAGUGGCUUUGGUUUUCAUCUCAGUAUUUUUUACCAUCUAUGACGCCCUUAAGGUAGUCUGCACUGAACUUUGCGCGAGAUUGUCUUGUAUUGUAUUGUAUUGUAUUGUAUUGUAUCUCCAUCAAGUGGCUUUGGUUUUCAUCUCAGUAUUUUUGCCGUCCCGGUGUAGGUUUUCGGAAAAACUGAAGGUGAGCUUUGUUGUUGAGACGAGCUAUGACCUUAUGCAUAGAUACUUCGAGAACUCCAAGUCCUGGUGUCCUCUAAUUCUCUCUAUUUGCCGAGUACAGGAGGACUCCUUGCGCCACUGGAAAGCGAGCAUUUGAAACGGCUUCUCGAACACGGCCUGACACCAUUUCAGGAGCCUGACUUGAUUUCAAAUAUUGCCGAGCUGGCGAAAAGUAUUCUUCUCAAACGCAAAGAGGUCCUUAGCAUCAAGAAAGGAGCUUUGUCCCGAGAAUUUGGAUGUGGGCUGUUGUCUCCACUAGACCGAAAAGAGCUCUUCGACACGUACAUGCGGUUGGCUGCUGAUUUUCAUCGGGUACUGUCGACUCGCAUGAAUUCAGAGUUCUUCGAAGGCGCACUACCAAUCCCUGGUCCUCUGCGGCUGCGGUACCGGAACAGAAACGAUGCUGGUUAAGGCGUGUACUGCGUGAUAUUGAUGAGAUCACUAAAAUAUGCGGAUUUUUGGCUUUGCAAGUAGUUGGUCUCUUUUGUAAGUUCUCUUGGCUAUUGUCUUCUGUUCUGCUCCAGCUGUAGAGGGGGUGUUCGAGGUUUGCUUCUGCGUUCUAGUUUUUAUUUUUUCUGCUACUCGCUUAUUUCAGUUUUUCGAGUACAUUUUUCCUAGACGAGUAGUCUCCUCCUAAGAACUAGAACACAUACAACUACUCUAUUAUACGGAAUGACUUAGAAGAUGUACUUCCAUGUUGUACUAGUAGAUGUAAGUUGUCAAGUUCGAUUAUGAUUAUCAUGGAUGACGUUCAAGUUUACCAUCAUCCUUUACAUACAUAGUGGAAUAAUUCUGCGUCGAAAAAACAUGAACUACUUUACAAGUACUUUCAUUAUUAUUCAUACAAUACGGUCUUCCACCCAUUCUAACCCCUCUUUCGCCUUGAACCUUGAACCAUGUUCUAACCGCUCUUUCGCCUUCGCAGUUAAAGGAUUAUAGUUUUUCAUCUAAGUUAGCAGUGUCUUAUGUUGUUGCCAUUCAGAUGCUUUCCUUACGGUACCAAUACGACAUCCCACUCUAACCUCUCUUUCGCCUUCGCAGUUCUUUGGCGGAAAAGGUAGUGGAUAAAUGUGCGGAAAUUCUUACUGAGUUGCUUGGCCAGAACACGAUGGAGGAUUUCUUAGGGUAUGCUUUGCUUCACGGGAUGAACGCUGCAGGGAAAUUGUCGGCAAGGAACUCAAAGUUAUGUUGUCGGCAAAUCGGCAAAUCGCGAAGUAGUUUGAAGGACGACAUUCAUGAUAAAAAAGGAUGGAAUGAAUGAAUGGUAGACUAGAAGCACUACUAAGGAUGCGAAUGAAUGAAUGAAUUUCUUCUGGAAGAGGAUUCAUUAAAUGACUACUCUAACAAAAGGAAGCAAAAAUAAAGAGCCCAAGCCGGAGGUUCCAAAAUUUUUUGAUUACUACUACUGUCACGCGGCGUGGAUGCUAGGAGGCACGCCAUUCCGCCGCACACGAAGAGAACAGCAGGGAACUGCUGCAGGGAAACGUACCCGAUUAAGUUAAAUCCCGAUCACUACAGAUUACAGAUUUUCAUUUUUUUAUGCUUGAUCCUUAGCGUGUUCUUGGUGUCCCCUCCUCCUGAUUUAGUUUCUGGUCGAUGUUACCUUCGUGUACAGCGCUGGCGCACUUUAUGCUUGAUCUCCUCUCUAGUUAUGGGUUGAAACAUUUCAUUUUUACAAGCCUUCUCUACUUGAGAUUGGUACUUCGUGUACAGCGCUGGCGCACUUUAUGCUUGAUCUCCUCUCUAGGACUUUCUUGAUCCUUAGCGUGUUGGUCCUUCACCCUCUCCUGUUUUAGCUAGAUUGUUUCUUCAUGUUCAUCCUCUCCUCUCUACUGAACAGGAACUUUGUCCACUGGAGGGAGCUUUUUUGCGGCUCAGAUGUUAAAGUUCCGGUCUUACGGGGAAAACGUGUGGAACGACGACUGCAAAAAUAGAGCACCCAACCUAGUCUGGCAAUAUUGGAAAGAUCAGAUGGCCAUACCUCGCAAUCACCUGUCAAGUUACGAAGUAGAUGAUUUUUAGUGGAGUCUGAUUUAUAAGACAGAGCAGCAGUACUUCAGAAAAUUGUCUGAGUUUUAGUGGAGUCUGAUUUGUAAGACAGAGCGGCAGUACUUCAGAAAAUUGUAUGAUUUUUAGUGGAGUCUGAUUUAUAUGACAGAGCAGCAGUUGUACUUCAGAAAAUUGUAUGAUUUUUAGUGGAGUCUGAUUUGUAAGACAGAGCAGCAGUACUUCAGAAAAUUGUCUGAGUUUUAGUGGAGUCUGAUUUGUAAGACAGAGCGGCAGUACUUCAGAAAAUUGUAUGAUUUUUAGUGGAGUCUGAUUUAUAUGACAGAGCAGCAGUUGUACUUCAGAAAAUUGUAUGAUUUUUAGUGGAGUCUGAUUUAUAUGACAGAGCAGCAGUUGUACUUCAGAAAAUUGUAUGAUUUUUAGUGGAGUCUGAUUUAUAUGACAGAGCAGCAGUUGUACUUCAGAAAAUUGUAUGAUUUUUAGUGGAGUCUGAUUUAUAUGACAGAGCAGCAGUUGUACUUCAGAAAAUUGUAUGAUUUUUAGUGGAGUCUGAUUUGUAAGACAGAGCAGAAUUGUAAGUACUCGUCCUAUUGAUUCUUCUAAGCAAAGCAAGACCGCUACCUGUUAUCCAAGGACAUGCAGCACCACCAAGGAGGGGAAUCUCGAGGAGAGCGAAUCUCCAAAGACACGGCUGAUCUAGUAAAGAAGAUCUGCCAAGACCCGAACGAGCCCGAUGCUAGUGACGAAGAUAUUGAUGUCGGGGGCGCUCAGCUAUUAAUCAUGCCGAAGAGAGAGCACGUAGGAGAGCAAGAUGAGGAGGAGCUUGAAAGAAGACGCAAUUUUGAAGAGACAAGGGCGGAGCAGGAGGCAAAAGCGAUAGCGCUUCUCUGCGAGCUAGAUUCUCGAGAAUUUUUCAAUGGCUCCCUUUCGCGUCUCCUGCAACAGCUCUUGUUCAGUCUGCGAUGUUUCAAAGGAGUCGUGAGCGAACUACUCGCUGUGGACAGCACAACGGCAAUGCCACAAACAGGACACGGAUGUACUAGUUCAUCAAGUCGCCAAAUUCACAAUCUCAUAACAACUAUCGAGAUGAUCCCGCCGCUUGCUACCAUGCUGGAGCACGCGCGAAGGGAGUACACGGAACGAAUCAGAAACGGUGCCAGUCCACCUCUUGCAGGAGUAGUAACUAUGUGGAGUCCACCUGCUGCGAGUGGUGUUUUCAUUUCGCCGGACUUAGCAGCUGUCUCCAGGACUACUCUACUCGCGCAUGCCCAGCAAAAGAAUCCUUCGAUGCACGGAAUCAACUACAUGCAUGGACAGGAUGGAAGAAAUUUCGUAUCCUUACCACCUUAUUCAUCGGAGCUGCAAUCUCCUUCAAUAAAUGCACUGGCUGCAGGGAAUCCAUCUUCCACCUGUACACAAGAAAAUGAUGUUCUUCUUCUCCAGCCACAACAACAUCUUCUACUGCCACAGAAUAGAGGACAUGGUGUCCGCACCGCAGUAGGAGGAAUGUCCUCGUCGUCAGCAUUGGUGGCGGAACAUUCUGCUUCACUUCUCGCAGACACAAGCGGCAUGCUCAUAAAUUAUGAUCCAAACGCGCGAAAACGGCGAGCUGAAGCUCGCAAGUCCGCGAGAAACUCUACUGGGUCGAAUCCGAAUGUCCUUCACAUGCCAGCGGAGAUGUUCAGUCCGCCAGCGGAGAAGAGAAUUGGAUUAUGGCCAGAAAUUUUUUUGGAAAUCUCCAAAUGAAAGUGUUGCUAUAAGUUGAUCGAGUACACGUGUGGGUCUACUGAUUUAAUUAAAAGUUGUAACCCAGAUUUAUGUGAUCUUUUUGCUCUUCUUCUUGAUGAUUGCCUAUGAGUUGUAUUUCGCUCUAACUUUCAGUUCAGGCGCGGUAGCACCUGUUCCCAAAGCCAGGGGAAGGCCAAAGGCAAAAGCGGCGCAAGCCAAGAAGCAGCCGAGUGCGAAAGGCAAGUCGAAGGGUUUAGCAGUGAGAAAGAGCACCGCACCAAAGUCUAAGUCCCAGAACGGGAAGAAGAAAAAGAACAAAAAGUCUUCGCUAGUGGACGACGAGGAUAGCGAAGAUUCGGAUGUUGUACUUCUAGAUGACGCUGUUGAGGAAGACGACGAUGAUCUUUACAUACCGCGGACAUCUAAGCAGCAGCAGCCGCAGCCAUACCUGCUUGCGGCACAACGCAGGACUCGGAGGGGUUUAGCAGUGAGAAAGAGCACCGCACCAAAGUCUAAGUCCCAGAACGGGAAGAAGAAAAAGAACAAAAAGUCUUCGCUAGUGGACGACGAGGAUAGCGAAGAUUCGGAUGUUGUACUUCUAGAUGACGCUGUUGAGGAAGACGACGAUGAUCUUUACAUACCGCGGACAUCGAAGCAGCAGCAGCCGCAGCCAUACCUGCUUGCGGCACAACGCAGGACUCGGAGGGGUUUAGCAGUGAGAAAGAGCACCGCACCAAAGUCUAAGUCCCAGAACGGGAAGAAGAAAAAGAACAAAAAGUCUUCGCUAGUGGACGACGAGGAUAGCGAAGAUUCGGAUGUUGUACUUCUAGAUGACGCUGUUGAGGAAGACGACGAUGAUCUUUACAUACCGCGGACAUCGAAGCAGCAGCAGCCGCAGCCAUACCUGCUUGCGGCACAACGCAGGACUCGGAGGGGUUUAGCAGUGAGAAAGAGCACCGCACCAAAGUCUAAGUCCCAGAACGGGAAGAAGAAAAAGAACAAAAAGUCUUCGCUAGUGGACGACGAGGAUAGCGAAGAUUCGGAUGUUGUACUUCUAGAUGACGCUGUUGAGGAAGACGACGAUGAUCUUUACAUACCGCGGACAUCGAAGCAGCAGCAGCCGCAGCCAUACCUGCUUGCGGCACAACGCAGGACUCGGAGGGGUUUAGCAGUGAGAAAGAGCACCGCACCAAAGUCUAAGUCCCAGAACGGGAAGAAGAAAAAGAACAAAAAGUCUUCGCUAGUGGACGACGAGGAUAGCGAAGAUUCGGAUGUUGUACUUCUAGAUGACGCUGUUGAGGAAGACGACGAUGAUCUUUACAUACCGCGGACAUCGAAGCAGCAGCAGCCGCAGCCAUACCUGCUUGCGGCACAACGCAGGACUCGGAGGGGUUUAGCAGUGAGAAAGAGCACCGCACCAAAGUCUAAGUCCCAGAACGGGAAGAAGAAAAAGAACAAAAAGUCUUCGCUAGUGGACGACGAGGAUAGCGAAGAUUCGGAUGUUGUACUUCUAGAUGACGCUGUUGAGGAAGACGACGAUGAUCUUUACAUACCGCGGACAUCAAAGCAGCAGCAGCCGUCCAAGAACGGGAAGAAGAAAAAGAACAAAGUUGAGGAAGACGACGAUGAUCUUUACUUAAGGCUCAACUUUCAAUGGUCAUGGGGGUUGGUCACUGAGAUCGAAGAGGCGACCCCUUCGUGAGAGAACCAACAGGGGAAGUAAACGAAGGGACGAAAGGGGAGAGCUUUGAAGGGGGUCUCUUGUUCCGUUCCGAGUCAGUGGCCAGCGAAUGCUGCGCUUUAAUCUACAUACCGCGGAAGGAUUUAGCAGUGAGAAAGAGCACCGCACCAAAGUC
Messenger RNA from Amoebophrya sp. A25, 6363 nucleotides. NCBI's taxonomy places the organism in Eukaryota, Dinophyceae, Syndiniales, Amoebophryaceae. The record is from the annotation of a GenBank genome assembly.